AUGCCUUUGGAGAUUGUGUCGUACAAGGAGCUUUACGAUUGGCUGAUGGACGAAAUCGUGGCCUGUGCCGGUAUCAGAAGCAGUUGCACAUACUGUGGUGUUCUUCGAAGACAGGCUCUUGAUCGAGGUGCAGCCAAGUUGGGCAUCCAACACGUUGUGACAGGACAUAAUGCAGAUGACAUGGCAGAAACUGUUCUCAUGAAUCUUCUUCGAGGCGACACAGCCAGACUAGAACUGCUGUGUGCUCUCCUUACCCACCUGGAAGGUUCUCCCGUCCGCCGGUCGAAGCCGUUCAAGUACAUGUACCAGAAGGAGAUUGUUCUUUAUGCGCAUUAUAAGCGGCUCGACUACUUCAGCACUGAGUGCACGUAUGCGCCAGAGGCAUUUCGGGGCACGGCAAGAGAAUUACUAAAAGGGCUAGGUGCUGUGCGUCCGUCUGUGGUGAUGGACAUCAUUCACAGUGGCGAACAGUUUGUCCUCAAGAAGAAGGAGAUUAGGGGAAACAAAAAGAAGGGUAAGAAGGGUAAGACAGAAAACACAAAAGAUACAGCUGAAGCAGAAAAAUCAGAAAAGACAGCAACAAGAGGUAACACGGUGCCGCCAAGAAAAGAAAGAGGCGCUGUUAAUUCAGAUGGCUCUGUUUCGCUAGGAAAUACCUGUGAGCGUUGCGGCUACAUCACUUCUAACCGUAUCUGUAAAGCGUGCCUAUUGUUGGCUGGUCUCGAAGCCAGUCGUCCGAAAAUGGCCGUGGAACUGGAAGAAGGCGCCGCAAAGGUCGUUCGUGCAUUGGAACUGUUGAGCUUUUAG
This is a messenger RNA of Clavispora lusitaniae ATCC 42720, 807 nucleotides long. RefSeq lists its product as uncharacterized. Gene Ontology annotation, cellular component: cytosolic tRNA wobble base thiouridylase complex; mitochondrion. NCBI's taxonomy places the organism in Eukaryota, Fungi, Ascomycota, Pichiomycetes, Serinales, Metschnikowiaceae. Gene Ontology annotation, molecular function: tRNA binding. The record is from RefSeq and is a predicted model, not a curated record. Gene Ontology annotation, biological process: tRNA wobble position uridine thiolation.